Messenger RNA from Macrosteles quadrilineatus (aster leafhopper), 2380 nucleotides. RefSeq lists its product as uncharacterized. The transcript is spliced from 11 exons. Gene Ontology annotation, biological process: regulation of translational initiation. Gene Ontology annotation, cellular component: cytosol. Gene Ontology annotation, molecular function: protein binding; RNA binding; translation activator activity. NCBI's taxonomy places the organism in Eukaryota, Metazoa, Arthropoda, Insecta, Hemiptera, Cicadellidae. The record is from RefSeq and is a predicted model, not a curated record. Bases 205 to 1458 code for a protein of 417 amino acids.
GCCCACGAGCACUGCUGCGCUCUAGCGGGGAAUUCUCCAACCUCAGUCAUUCGAGAUGGAGGUGUGAGGUGCGGUGGUUUCUAUUCCGCGGACCUUUGAAUGGCUAGCCUAAACCGACACUUCACAUCUUCCGCGACUUAACGAGCUCGACCGAGGUUUCCACCUCUAACGAUUACGACUUAGAUUUCGAACCCGAAAAUCAAGAUGGCGGGCGGAGAGCUACGCCGCAGCUACACCCAGAUGGACUUCUCCCUCAACAGAGUGAACAUCAGACACCCGAUGCCGCAGUUCUUCCACCAACAGCCCAACUUGCAGAUCCGAGAUCCAAGAAGACGGUUCAGUCAUAUGCCUAGUAACAAGAAACACCCCACCCUGGAAGUGUAUCGGCCCCCAAGUGUGCGCCACGAGGGAAUGGGGAUGGGGCAAAAAUCCCUUAACGUCCACGCUCCCGAGUUCACUAUGAACAGGGUCCAGCCUUCGAGAUCUACAUCGAGCGUGAUGAUGAACGGGUACGGCAUGAUGGCGGGGCCGAGCUAUGGAGGGAAGAGCCCCAUGAUGAUGCCUCUGCAGCAAUCCAAAUCUAGUGGUAAUGUGCUGCAUGUUGUCCAGCCAAGCCCCAUCACAGCAAACAACAUACAACCGCUGACGGCGACACCGCGAGCGGUUCAUUUUCAAGAGCCCCCCGUCAAGCACAAGAGCCCCGGCACAGGUCUGAAGCGCAGCAAGUCCCUCAGUGCUACCGACACACUGCGGGGCUCCUCCCCCACCAGUAGCACUAUUGGCGGAGGUGACCUAGGAAUGGGGACGUUUACUGAAGAUAUUAGGAAGGAUCUCUAUCAAGCGAUCAAGGAUCCCAACGAGAUGUUGGCACGAUCCCUCAUGUCGCUGGCUAACGUGAUAGUGGAGCGAGCCUUGAGUGACCGUAACUACGCCGUGCACGCCGCUAAGGUCUGCAUCAAUGUCAUUGAGAAAGAGAAGAAAGGGACUUUUCUAGAGUCGUUGAUGAACACUUGUCAGCUCUCGUUCCAAGAGCGAGACAAGUUGUUGCGUUCCCCGACCGGCGGUCGCUACCGAUGCUACAUGAACUUCCUCGACGAAAUGUAUGUCCAGUUGAAGAGGAGUACCGCGCAACUUAAGACUCACUACGACGGAUUCCCACCCCAUAAGCUUCUGUUGAACCUGCUGUCCAAAAGUUUCAUUGACAUUCUACAGUCCAAGCCGAUCAUCAGACUCGAGGUUGACUGCAUGUAUUUUAUACUGGUGUCUAUCGGAAAGGACAUCGAACAAACUUUUCCCCAAGAGAUGGACCAACUAUUUUGCAUCAUGCGAGAUGUUUUCCUCACAAACAAGGUGGAUAAGUUGUUGAAGCCUACUCUUCUCCAGUUGAUUGAACUACGAGCGUCUGAGUGGAAGUUACCGUCCGAAGCUAUGGUCUACUACUGCCCUGGGCUUUGUUGAACUCUCAACAAGGCAAGGUUUCAAAACGGUCCAAAUUGACAUGGUUUAAAGAGUUUGUUAUGUGGUUUUGCUUAUGUAAUUUUAUUUUGUAUGUACAUUUACAUACUUAUUGGCCUUUCGAGUAAAACGUGUCUAAAUUAAAACUAAAAUCAAUUAUCAGUUGAGGAAGUUAACGAAACCUGAAACCUUGCCGUGUUUAACCUAUCCAGUUUUAUCAUUAAUGUUACCCUGUUUAAGGAUUUACUAACAGUGACUACCUAGUCCAAUGUUGAUAGCUAAAGUGUUUAGAUACUGUUAGUGUUUUGUAUGACUAAUUUAAAUGUAAAUAUUGUUAUGUAAGAGAUUUUGCGCAGCAAAAUAUCGUAAGACUGCUUAUCGAAUAGUGUACGAUGACUUAGCACCUUGGAGUUUUGUUUUAACUUUUAACUAAUUUAUGAUCCGGAAGUUUCAUCCAGUGAUUUUAGUUUUGAAUCGCACUGGAAAAACAUUCCUUGUAGGGAGAAACAAUAACUAUGAAAGCUAACCAGUGUGACUUAAUUAGACUAAAGCUAUGUAAAGUUAAGUAACUUUGAGUAUUGGAUAUGUUUGCUUUUUCACUCGGAACGCUAAAAUACUCAUGUUUAAUUUAUUCCUAUGAAUAGUUAGUUUUGUGAGACCAUCUUAUUCUGUUUAAGUUAUGAAAGUGUGUGUUAUGAGGAUGAAUUUGUGUGUGAUGUGAUAUUGUUUUCUGUUUUUUACUCGGAGGUGUGACUAUUUUAGAAUUAGUUAAGUUGUUAGGAACUUUGGCUCAGCUGAGAGACAAUGUGCCAUUUCUAGUGCCUUAUUUUGUGGCAUUUUUAAGGCAGACAAGCCUAAAUAGUUGUGCCAAAGAUGUGGCCAAAUGUAUUUAUGAUGUGAUUAAAUUAUAACAUGUUUAAUAAUA